UCACAAUUGUUCAAGCUACGGUACCUCUUAGUGUGAUUUACACGAUAGUGAGUCAAAGAUGAUUGUUAAGAACAAAUCUUGUCGAAUAUGCACUGCUUAAUGUUAAAGUGAAUAGAAGCUCCGUCUCCUGCCAAAAUGGCAAUUGGAAAUAUUAUCUGUGGUGCGAAUACACCCAAAGUGAAGAAAAAGAAAAUUAAGACAACUGAACGCAGUUGGAUAGAAGCAACAUUUCAAAAGAGGGAAUGCUCCAAGUUUAUUCCAAGUGCAGAGGAUGAGCACAGGUUUGUACAAGUACAGGGAGAUAAGAAUGCAGAAUAUGAUGUGAUCACUACUUCCAGAUGCUGUUGUGGCAAAUCAUACACGCAUCAUUGUGGAACUGGGGCGGAUGUUCAGAGUUACAGCACUGGAGACACCAAGGAGAAAGAUCGAGAGCAGUGGUCUCCCGGAAAGAAUACUCGUCCCUUUCCCACUGAUGCAUAUGGUACUAUAGAAUUUCAGGGAGGUCCGCACCCAACAAAAGCACAGUAUGUAAGAUUGGCUCAUGAUACGCGGCCGGAACCGAUCGUGCAAUUAUUAUGCCGGGAGUGGAAUUUAGGCUUGCCCAAAUUGUUAAUUACGGUUCAUGGCGGCCGGUCAAACUUUGAACUACAGCCCAGCUUGAAGAAAGUAUUGCGUAAAGGUUUAUUGAAAGCUGCUAAAACCACAGGAGCAUGGAUAUUCACGGGAGGAACGAACACAGGUGUUACGAGACAGGUCGGUGACGCGUUGCUCUUGGAACGUUCUCAACGACAAGGUCGUGUUGUGAGCAUAGGCAUUGCCCCUUGGGGAAUUUUGGACAAGAGCCACGAGUUAGUCGGCCGUGGUGGAGAAGUGUCAUAUGAUUGCGUUUCCUCGCCGUGGACGAAAUAUACAGUAUUAAAUAACCGACACGCUUACUUUCUAUUAGUCGACAAUGGCACUGGCGGUCGGUACGGUGCAGAAAUUGUUCUCCGUAGGAAAUUAGAGAAAUACAUCUCAAAUCUGAAGCUACAACCAUAUACACACAGCAGCAUACCUGUAGUUGCGUUAGUCAUUGAGGGUGGUACAAAUACAAUUCGCGCGGUUUUAGAGUACGUGACGGACGACCCACCUGUACCCGUUGUAGUUUGCGAUGGUUCGGGACGUGCAGCCGAUCUAAUCGCUUUUAUGCACAAAUGGAGGGAUGGGCAGACUGGUGACGGAGAAGGGCCGCUGGAAGGCGUCAAGGAACAAGUUUUAGAAACCAUCAAACGUACUUUCCAAGUUUCCGCCGAACAGGCGAGCCAGCUCUGUUCGGAACUUUUGCAGUGUACACGAAAGAAACAUUUGAUCACUGUGUUCAGGAUAUCGCAGGAUAGGCCGCAAGAACUCGAUCAAACCAUACUGACAGCUUUGUUCAAGUCGAAACAGUUGUCCCCGGCUGAACAGUUGUCUCUUUCUCUGAUAUGGAACCGAGUGGAUAUCGCCCGAAGCGAAAUAUUCGUGUACGGUCAAAAAUGGCCACCGGGUGCUUUAGACCAGUCAAUGAUGCAGGCGCUUCAGCAUGAUAGAAUAGACUUUGUGAAACUUCUACUGGAAAAUGGCGUAUCCAUGCGGAAAUUUUUAUCAAUACCGCGUCUUGAGGAGCUGUAUAAUACGAAAGAAGGCCCAUCGAACACGUUGGGCUACAUCCUGCGCGACGUAAGGCCGAAUAUUCCACGGGGCUACAUGUACACGCUGCACGACAUCGGCCUCGUGAUCAACAAGCUGAUGGGUGGAGCGUAUCGCGCGCAAUACACACGCCGGAGAUUCCGUGUGAUCUACACGAAGGUGAUGAAGAGGUCCGGCGGCGGCCACCAACAGCACAUGCAUCGGAACAGCUGUGCUGUGAACUGCAAUACGCGCUAUUACGCGAGCUCCGGAGGGAAGUCCGACAGUCUGACCAUGAGCCUGCUCGCCGAAACGCUACCAGCUAAUCGUGACACUCCCCUUUUCGACUACCCCUUCAACGAGCUGCUCAUUUGGGCCGUAUUGACGAAGCGUCAACAGAUGGCCUUGUUAAUGUGGCAACACGGAGAAGAAGCGUUGGCCAAAGCACUUGUUGCGCUCAAAUUGUACAAGGCUAUGGCGCACGAGGCGGCCGAGGACGACCUGGAGACCGAGGUUUACGACGAAUUGCGCGGCUACGGCAAAGAAUUCGAAAAUAUCGCCCUCGAAUUAUUGGACUACUGCUACCGGCAGGAUGACGAUCAAACGCAGCAGCUGUUAACUUCGGAACUUCAGAAUUGGUCGGGACAGACGUGCCUGUCUCUCGCGGUUACAGCAAACCAUCGACCAUUAUUAGCGCAUCCGUGUAGCCAAAUUAUUCUGGCUGACUUGUGGAUGGGUGGCCUUCGUACUCGUAAAAAUACUAAUUUAAAGGUAAUUUUGGGGUUGCUCUUCCCCGUGUACAUAGCACGAUUGGAGUUUAAGAGCCGGGAAGAAUUGCAGCUGAUGCCUCAGACGCAAGAGGAACACCUGAUAGCUCUAGAAGACGAGAAGGAAGACAGCGACUCCGAACAUAGUGCACCAGCAGGACCGGAUGUUGAGGCUUUAAUUAGCAACGAACACUGUACCACAAUAGUGAAGGAGACAAUUGUCCAAGAGAAUGGGAAAGUACUAACGGACCACGACGACGGUAUUCAUCGCGCUUACGGUCUUCGAUCUGAGUACUAUGAUAAUAAAACAACCAGGCCAUUAAGAUUAAGGAAGAAGCUAUACGAGUUCUAUACCGCUCCAAUCGCGAAGUUUUGGGCGAACGCCAUAGCGUACAUUAUCUUUUUAAUUUUCUUCUCGUACUGCAUCCUCAUACACAUGGACGAUCACCCGUCAUUAGCCGAGAUAUACGCAAUCGCGUACAUCUGUACGCUCGGAUGUGAGAAAGUACGCGAGAUCGCAACGUCGGAACCGGCGACGCUCUCGCACAAGUUUAGCGUGUGGGCGUGGAACAUGUGGAAUCCGUGCGACGCAGCUGCGAUCAUAUUUUUCCAAAUCGGACUAGCUUUACGUCUGCGACACUUGACUCUAGAUGUAGGUCGCGUCAUAUACUGUGUUGAUUGCAUCUACUGGUAUUUACGAAUACUCAACAUCCUUGGUGUCAACAAAUAUUUCGGUCCUCUGCUGACUAUGAUGGGGAAAAUGGUUAAGAACAUGAUAUAUUUCGUUGUGCUGUUGCUGGUGGUGCUCAUGAGUUUCGGCGUGGCGAGGCAAGCCAUAUUAAAUCCAAAUUCGGAGCCGAAGUGGCGUAUAGUACGAGAUAUAUUUAUGGAGCCGUACUUUAUGCUGUAUGGAGAAGUGUACGCGGACAAUAUAGAUCCGGAUUGCGGGAACGAGCCGGGAAUGAUGCCGUGCCUUCAAGGUCGUUGGAUCGUGCCUGCUGCAAUGUCCGUGUAUCUUUUAAUUGCCAAUAUUUUGCUCAUAAAUCUGUUAAUCGCGGUAUUUAACAAUAUUUUCAAUGAGGUGAAUGCUAUAGCUCAUCAAGUCUGGAUGUUCCAACGCUUUACCGUCGUAAUGGAAUAUGAGCAGAAACCGGUAUUGCCGCCGCCACUUAUAGCGGUUUGCCACAUAUAUUUACUGCUGAGAUAUUUUCUGAGGCACGUUACGCAAAAUAAAGGCGGCACGGGCGAGACCUGCGACAACGGGCUGAAGUUGUUCCUGGAGCCCGACGACAUGGAACGUCUGUACGACUUCGAGGAGGAUUGCGUCGAGGGCUACUUCCGCGAGCAAGAGCUCAAGCUGCAAAUGUCCACGGAAGAGCGCGUGAAGGUUACGACCGAUCGAGUGGAAAAUAUGCAUCAGAAGAUCGAGGAUAUCGACAAGAAAGAGAGCAAUCAGAACGCGUCUCUUCAGGCUGUCGAGUUCCGCAUCCGCAAGCUGGAGGAGCUGAGUCAGCAGACACUGGCGCACCUCGGAGUGAUACAUCGUUUCAUGGCGACAUACAUGCCAAAUGAAGGACUGUCCGGCUUGGAGCUGGACGUUCGGCAGCGCCGGGUGUCCGAGCGAUCGGAGGCCUUCUCCGAGGCGGACUCGCACACGCAGCUGCCGACGUUGGCGCGACGCAAGAGGCUGCUGCGUUCCUUCACCGACGCCACCUUCCUGAACGUCGGCCAGCCAUCGGUGGAAGACGACGGCUUGAAGAUGUCCGAGACCGUGACCUCCCGCGAGAAUCUCAGCAGGAACUCCUCCGUGAGCGUGGACGCCCAGGCCGGUCAGGACGACGUCAAGACGAUGACGAGCGUGGAGACCGAAGGCAGCAAAGACGUGCUCGAAGCCGGCGGUGAGGGAGCGGCGAAGAAGGAGCCGAUGACGACGACGACGCAGCCUGAGAGAUCGGUGAGCCGCGAGGUCAGCCGGGAGGCGAGCAGAGAGAUCAGUCGGGAGGUCAGCAUGGAGACCAGCAGGGAGAUCAGCAGGGAGCCGAGCAGGGAGGUCAGCCGGGAGACCAGCCGGGAGGCGAGCAAGGAAGCCAGCAGCGAGAACCCACCGUCGGACACUAGGCAAGACUCCACGGAGCGUCCUACGUUCCGGCAGAACAGCCGUACCAGGUCCGAAUCGGACGACAUCAUGCUCCUGCCGCCGCCCGGCAUUCAGAGAGCCGUCACUUGGGCGGAGCCUCGCGUCGCCGUGAUCCCCUCGUCCGUCACGUCCGCCGGUAGCGCCCAGAGGUCGAUCCUGCUGACGAUGCGCGCCGAGUACACCAGCAUAACGGACGAGCUCGAGAGCUACUGCGGCUUGCUGAGUCCGCCGCGAACACCGCCGGUAUCGCCGCCGCCGUCGCGGGGCCGCAACAUGUCCGAAAUCUCGAAUCCCGAGAUGGCCUGGCAGAUCGAGAACGAGCACCUGCGCGACGCCGAGGAGUGCGACUAUCAGCAGAUGGAGGAUCUGAUUCAGCGGCGGUACCGGGAAGACGACGAUGACGGUGGCGAUGGCGGCGGCGUCUGCGACGACGACGAGCAGCCGCCGAACGCGACGGACGAGGCCGGCGUCGCGUGCUUCUUCAGCGUCUCCGAUCAUCGUCAGCUGCGCCGCGCCUCCGCGAUCGACGAGGACUCGCGCAGGCCUGCGCCGACCAUCAGCGUCACCAGGGAGAUCGAGCAGACGCUGUCGCGGCCCCCGAUACGCGACUCGGAGACCGCCGAUCCGAACGACAAGAAUCUUAGCACCGUACCUGCCCCCGCUUCGGAGACCAUGUGCUAGGCGAAGCGAGAUGCCGUUCUGUUAUUGUUGUUGUCUGCUCCGAGGAUGCUCCGGGAAGUAUGCGCGAUUAGUUUGUGCGAUCUGAGGGCUCGUAGACCGGUAUUCGUGGAUCGGAUCUUGUAUUUAAGGACCUCUUAAGCUCAUCUCCGGUUGCUUGAUUUAAAAAAUUAAAGUCGACCUUGAAAUCAUGUUUAAAAGAAUAGCUUGAUAAUGUAAUAAUGUUACCAUUUUAUGCCUCCCAUGAAAUCUUACAACUUUUGUCUUUGAAGUUUUUUUUUUCUCGAAUGAUUCAUUUCUUUCGAUACAUUUAGUCUGUAACACUUUAUGUAAGCCGCCUGUAUGAAGUAGUUAUUUAUUAUUAAUACGGAUUUUUAAAAAAUUAUGCGUGCUGAUAACGUUAUAUUAUAUAUUUAUUUACAAUGCGUAUUCGGUUGUAAUUCUGAAUGAAGGUGACAUGUGCAAUCAUUGCUUAACAUAUUAACUUCAUUGAGCGCACACACAAUUUAUCUUUUUCGGCAAGAAGUAAAUGCGGCAGGUGUUAUUUGAUGUUAAAUAUAAGAUCUGACUAUGAAUACCGCCCUCUUAGAGCCGACGAUCAUCGGUUAUCGGUUUAGCGAUUAUAUUUCUGCUGUCGGAUAUAGCAUAUCCUCUCGGUUUUCGGUGCGAGUCGAACUUGUUUUACUGCGAAAACAGAUGUUGCGUUUUUCGGGGACACUCAACGGUUAUCAGUGAUCAGACUUAAUUUCCGACGACCAUCUUAUCCGACGGCAUGCCAAACUACGUCAUCCAUGUAACGUAGUUACGCAUCGACACGCGUAUUAGACGGUCUCACGGGAGGUCUUUUUUCGCGACCUUUGUCUCGAAGGAAAUCUAGCUCGAGCUCGGACGCUCAUAAGUAUGCGAAAUCAUUUCGCACGCAUGGCCUAAGUAGUACAUUUUUUAGUGGACUAAGUAAUUAUACAUUUUACGUAUAAUAUUCAUGUGUGAUUUUUAUCGAUUUUUAUAUUACAUUAUUGCGUCCGUGCUUCUGAUCCUCUAUAGUGAACGGACGACGCGUUACAAUUAUCUUAUUGGUCUCUCGAUAUAUUAUCACAUAGAGCACAUACACACACACACAUACACACGCAUACACACACAGGAGAACGUCGGAUUUUGAAUUCCUUUUGUGCACCAUUGUCUCAAGCCGUUUACCGUAUCUUUGUCCCAGAAUCUUAUCCGAUGCAUCGAAUUACAUGAAAGUCGUACGAUGUACUACUGUGUUCCGCGGGAGAAAGUUACAUUCUCUCUACUUGUGUCCACCGUCGUCUGCAUUCUGUGCAUUCGAAGUCCUUCCAUUCGGUAGAUUGGCGUAACUUGGCGAUUUUAUAUACAUGCACCUUUAUUUUAGCAGAUAUAUAUACACAUAUAUAUAUAUAUAUACAUAUAUACAUAAUACUACCAUUUUAGAUUGGGAUAUCGGAGACGCUCCUAUAUAGAGUAUCUACUGUACAUAACUCACACAAUGAUACUGAAUUAGUCAGCGAACGGGUCGCAUCCUCGCUGAUACGUUUUUGCGCAUGGUUCGAGUGAAUGACGGACUUAAUUUGCGAAAGCUCGAGGCGCGCACGUGGGGGAAUCCGGGGGCGUUGAAGGUGCAGGCUCUCUCAUCGUGAAUCGAUUUCUAGUAUGUAAAUACGUUGCCCGCGCGGGUCGCAGUAGAACUGCGUCCCAGGCGUCGCGGCUUUAUUAUCCUUACUGCCGGAUACUUCGAUCGACUUUUUUGAGGUGUAUUUAGGGCCUUACAGCGCGCACUUUCAGCUGCGUCAGACUUUCACGGACCAUUUAUAAAAGCGAACCAUAUCACGCAGACACGUGUUCGUACGAACCAAGCCAAUCUGCGUUAGUACAAUUGCAACUAUCUAAAACGAAAAGAAAACUUUGAUACCUGUACCUAAAAUGCCUAAAUGUAUAGAGAUAUAUUUGUGCGUGUAGUUGUUAAAUCGGAGAUGAAGGUGAGGGACGGCGAAUUCUCAAGCGUGUUCAGCGAACGUUCGUAGUAACUUUAACUGUGUGAACUAAUAUGUAGCAAGUCGGUCGCAAACUUCGUUUCGAGUGUUAGCAACUUUCUAUAUACAUAUAUAUAUAUAUUUUUUUUUCCCGUCUGGAUUAUCAUUAUUCUUGUACGAUGUCGAAUCACUGGAUAUUGUUGACAGCCACACUUUCAUUAAGUCGAACCGUUAUUUGUACGACACCGUCAAUGGAGACGGCAAUUGUACGUUCUCUCCGAAUAUUUUGCCGACCCGAUCGAUGAUCCGAGUACAUCGCGAUAUCGGUGUUCUCACACACCUGUGAGAUAUAUAUACACACACACGUUCUCUAAAUUUCACUUUAACUCCACGUCAAGUCUUCGAACUUCGUCCUAAUAAAGAAGAAUCGAAGAAACAGAGAUGUGUAUCUCUCUCGCGCGAUGACGUAAUACUUGAACUUGGUGGAAGUUUCGAAGACUAACUAGUUUCUCAAAGAUACGUAUUAUCGAUCCUGAUAGCAUAGAGUAUCCUUGAUCCUUGGCAAGAGGCUAACGUGCUCCUUCAAGACGAGGCUCGAACGAUUUCGUUAUUAAUAUCGAUGUAAAAUCGAAAGCAAUAUUAUACAUUUAUAAGUACACACGAUCGAUGGGAUUAUUAAUACGUCGUGUAUGAGCAAUAUUUAAUUGCACAAUAAUUACAUUCGAACACUUGAUCGGGACAAUAUUAGUGUUCAUACGACGUUGAUUAUGCUUGCAUUAAUUCCCACGGUUACCCGUAACAUUAAUUUGUACAUAAAAUUGUCAGAAAUCGUUCGCCAGCGAGUGGAAUAACAUCGCUUAGAUGCAUUUCUAUUAUUCGUAUUACAAUAUUUAUAGGAAGGAAGCGUAAUUUUAAUGUGUUUACUGAACAUGUUAUGCAAUGAUAUGUGCAACACAUACAUACACGUAUACACACACGAUGAAUCAUUUGCUCAAUUUUAUUUUCAUAUAUGCAAUAUAGAUAAAUGUUUUGCGAUAUCGAGAGAGAAAGAGAGAGAAAGGGAGAGACGGAGAGAAAGAGAGAGAGAGAGAGAGAGAGAGAGAGAGAGAGGGAGGAAAACAGGAGAGACGGAACAUUUUCUCGAUAUGAAUAUGUAUAUAAACACACAAUAUACGGUGCGAUUAAUACAAAUUUUCGAGCACACACAUACACACACCCACAC
Messenger RNA from Dinoponera quadriceps, 8439 nucleotides. RefSeq names its product transient receptor potential cation channel trpm (gene Trpm). The record is from RefSeq and is a predicted model, not a curated record. Gene Ontology annotation, molecular function: monoatomic cation channel activity. The coding region runs from base 136 to 5232 and encodes 1698 amino acids. The transcript is spliced from 19 exons. Gene Ontology annotation, biological process: protein tetramerization; monoatomic cation transmembrane transport. Gene Ontology annotation, cellular component: membrane. Lineage: Eukaryota; Metazoa; Arthropoda; Insecta; Hymenoptera; Formicidae.